Molecule: messenger RNA, 1110 nt
Organism: Centropristis striata (black sea bass)
Lineage: Eukaryota; Metazoa; Chordata; Actinopteri; Perciformes; Serranidae
Gene: pgam2
Product: phosphoglycerate mutase 2 (muscle)
Exons: 3
Coding region: 115-882 (255 amino acids)
Biological process (GO): glycolytic process
Molecular function (GO): intramolecular phosphotransferase activity
Source: RefSeq, a predicted model, not a curated record
GUGUGGUAUGCUGUUCGAGCUCACUGUUGGUCAGACAGUGUGUGUGUACGCACAAUUUAGAAGGGCUGAGGAACCUGUGUAGUUUAAGUUAAACUAAGCAGACACACUGUAAACAUGGCUGCCGUCCAUCGUUUGGUUAUUGUCCGCCACGGUGAGAGCGCCUGGAACCAGGAGAACCGCUUCUGCGGCUGGUUCGAUGCUGACCUCAGUGAGAAGGGUUUGGAGGAGGCCAAGCGUGGAGCCUUGGCUAUCAAGGAGGCAGGCAUGAAGUUCGACGUGUGCUACACCUCCGUGCUGAAACGCGCCGUCAAGACCCUGUGGACCAUCAUGGAAGGCACAGACCAGAUGUGGCUGCCCGUGAUCCGUACCUGGCGUCUGAAUGAGCGUCACUACGGAGGCCUCACUGGCCUCAACAAGGCCGAGACGGCUGAGAAGCACGGUGAGGAGCAGGUGAAGAUCUGGCGCCGUUCCUUUGACAUCCCACCCCCACCCAUGGACAAGGACCACGCAUACAACAAAAUCAUCAGUGAGUCCCGGCGCUACAAGAACCUGAAGCCCGGUGAGCUCCCCACAUGUGAGUCACUGAAGGACACCAUCGCCCGCGCCCUGCCUUUCUGGAAUGACGUCAUCGCCCCUGAAAUCAAGGCGGGAAAGAACGUUAUCAUCGCUGCCCACGGAAACAGCCUCCGUGGCAUCGUCAAGCACUUAGAGGGUAUGUCUGAUGCAGCCAUCAUGGAGCUGAACCUGCCCACAGGAAUCCCAAUUGUGUACGAGCUGGACGCAAACCUGAAGCCAGUGAAGCCAAUGGCUUUCCUCGGUGAUGAGGAAACCGUAAAGAAGGCCAUGGAGGCCGUGGCCGCUCAGGGCAAAGCUAAGAAGUAAGCGCGCUCUGGAGGCUCUGUGAAAAACACCAAAGACUGUUCCCCCUUUGUCCUUCAACCUUUCCUCCCAGGCAUUUGUCCAUCCUUGUAGUCCAUUCCAACUGGGGAAAUGUUUAAUGGUUCUUUUGGAGAUGGGCCAUUUGCAGCACAUUAGCCCUGUUUGUUUCAAUGACAGACAGAGAGAUGACCUGUCAAUCAAAGAAGACAGCCCGGCCACGCAGUUUAUGCA